Messenger RNA from Penaeus vannamei (Pacific white shrimp), 1461 nucleotides. The record is from RefSeq and is a predicted model, not a curated record. Lineage: Eukaryota; Metazoa; Arthropoda; Malacostraca; Decapoda; Penaeidae.
AUGGCCUCUGGAACACCGAUGUAUGCCACAGUGGAGAUUUUUUCUCCCGAAGGUGAACCACAUCAGGUCGGUGUCAGGUGGAAGCAAUGGUUAGAAGCUUUUGAGGAUUAUUUAGCAGUGUUACAAGUAAACGAUUCUGAUAGGAAAUUACAGUAUCUUAGACAUCACAUGGAGGAAAGAAUCAUAGAGACCAUUUUACUUCUCACGCCAGACCGCAAAUUUAGAGAAAGAAUAUUAGAAGCAGGUCCCUUAACUCUAAAUAAACUGAUGGAAUUUGCUAGGAUGAGAGAAGACUCAAAGUCACAGGCUGAUUCCUAUGAAACUAAAGAGUUUGUGAGUAAGGUACAGGAACAUAAGGGUAGAAGGCUACCAGUUUCUGUACAGAGGAACAGACCAGGUGAGUUACCUCCAAGAAAUAAGCCAAGGACAUCAGAUCAGAGAUAUCCUAGUGCACAGGGCUGCCGUAGGUGCGGUAGGGAAAACCAUAGAGCUAAGGAUACUGAUAAAUGUCCAGCUAUGGGUAAGCAGUGCAAUAACUGUAAAAAAUGGAACCAUUUUGCUCAAGUUUGUACAAAUAAGAGAAAUCAGAGGUCAAGGAAUGUAGUAUAUAAGACUGGGGACACACAAGAGUCUGACUUUGAUUCAGACAAAGAUUGGGUAUUUUCCAUUAAGUAUAUUGAGGGUAGAAAGAAAAGAAUAUAUAUAGAUGUUCAAUUAAAUGGCAAACCAGUAGUAAUGCAGCUAGAUACAGGGGCAGAUGUUACUAUCUUGCCGGAGUAUAUAGCUAAGACAAUUCCUGGUAUUAAGAUGCAGCCAGCAGAUAAAGGACUGCAGACAUAUGGGUCACAUGGGUUGACCGUAAAGGGUAUGGCUAAAGUAAUGGUAAAGUAUGAAGAUCAGGUGCAUGAAGAUUUACCUUUAUAUGUUGUGAAAGAGAGAGACGAAUGUCUUUUAGGAUUGCAAUGGUUAUCCCAAAUUAACUUUAAUUGGCCAAAGGUGUUUGAGAAAGUAUCCAAGGUAAACAUAAGAAAAUUAUCAUCCAUAAAUGAGAUCAUACCACUAUACCCUGAAGUUUUCUCUGAGGGUAUAGGUACAGUAGCAAAUAGCCAAGCCUCAUUAGCACUGCAACCAGAGGCAGCUCCGAAGUUCAUGUCUCCCAGGAAAAUUCCGUUUGCAUUGAAGCCUGCUGUAGAACAAGAGAUUCGCAGAUUGGAGGCUGAAGGAACCUGGGAGAAGGUUAAUUAUUCAAAUUGGGGUACACCUUUAGUACCAAUAGCAAAAAGAGAUGGCAGUGUAAGACUCUGUGGAGAUUAUAAAGUAACUGUAAAUCCACAACUGCAGGUUGCACAAAAUCUGCAGAGGGCUUUCUCACAAGAGACACACCCUUGGGAAACACCUAGUACUCCAUGGCAGAGAGUACACAUUGAUUUGCAGGUCCUUUUCGAGGUCACACUUUCUUGA